Molecule: messenger RNA, 2749 nt
Organism: Stylophora pistillata
Lineage: Eukaryota; Metazoa; Cnidaria; Anthozoa; Scleractinia; Pocilloporidae
Product: adhesion G protein-coupled receptor L2
Biological process (GO): cell surface receptor signaling pathway; G protein-coupled receptor signaling pathway
Cellular component (GO): plasma membrane
Molecular function (GO): G protein-coupled receptor activity
Source: RefSeq, a predicted model, not a curated record
UUUGCAUAUUUGUGUUUGUUUUGCAAACCAGAAGGUCCUCGAGAAUCGAGGAAAUUAUGCACAAUUCGGUUUUCUUUUCGUAUACGAAGAAAAAUUGCGUGAACAACUAAAGAAAAUGUGGAGAUUUAUAUUCCUUUUCCUCUUCCUUCGUGAGGCCGAAAAGGUUUAUUCUGCGGCUGAAAACCGAACCACAACGAUCGUCACGGAGAGCACUGUAAUAUCAAACACGACAGCAAGUGCUUCAGCUAGCGCAGAUGUCCCACCCAGUGCUUCGUCGGAAAGUACAGCUGUUUCUGGAACAGUGACACUGGAAAUGAGCACAUCCAUAUUUGGCAAUAUAUCUGGAAAUAAUAUUCAACCGUCGGCAACCGCUGACUCGCAGCAAACUUCGCAGACUGUAAAUGCACCUGCAACAGCUGCCCCCAAGCUGGGCUGUAUGAAUGUCAACUGGAAUAACCCCGUAUGUCAGGAUCCAAAGUGCGUAAAGGAUCAGAUGAUGGCCGUUUCUAACUGUAUGAAGGACAAGCCAGAAAAUUUUUCUUUUCCAAACAUGGACGUCCCAGAACAUGUCAUGGACCUGGGAAUGUCCCUCGCAAAGACAAUAAAGGCUAAUGAUGUAAACAAGACUGAAGUAAUCAUCACGGAUAAUAUGGCUAUGGAGGUCGGUCUUUUUAACUGUGGAGAAAAGAAAAACAGCACCGAGAAACCUGCACUCAUAUUUCCCAGCUACUCUCACCCAGAAUUCACUGACAAGUGGAAGGCUAUGGGUGAUUCGGUUGCUUUCCCAUUGGAAGAGCUUCCUCUAUCCGGGGAUGUCAUGUAUUCUGUCGCCAUUUUACCAGAUGUCAUGGGAGGAUCAUAUCUGGAUAAAGACAUGAUGGCUUGGCAGGACAACCAUAUUCCAGGUUCAGCUAUGUCUGAACUGUACGUGAUUGGUGACAAACUCAUGACCCGAAAGAAAGUUCCAAAGAGACGAAUCAACAGCAACUUGCUGUCCGCGAAAUUUCUUCAUAAAGACAAAAGUAGAAUGCUGCGUGGACCAAUGACAAAACCAGUCUUGAUCACGCUGCAACAUCUUCAUAUCACUGAAGAUCAUUUUGAUCCAAAAUGCGUUUACUGGAAUAGAAGUCUCAAAGCGUGGUCCAAUGAUGGUUGUAAAGUUGGAAAAACCAGCAAAUCAGAAACCGUCUGUGAAUGCACGCAUUUUUCAACAUUCGCGCUGGUAAUGAGUGUAAAUGAGAAGGUGGAUGACGCGGAUCGCAAAAUGGUCGUUACUGUGGCUACUGUAUUAGGAUCAUUCUCCUUGCUUGCUUUGCUGAUCUGCGCUAUUGUCGCCAUUGUUAUCAACUAUCAUCAGAGGGACAACAUGCGCAUUGCUCUUAACAUUGACGUGUCUCUUUUGCUCAGUCAGCUGGUUUUCUUCAUUGGUUUAUCUACCGGCCAUAACUCGUAUUUCGCCAAUCCCAAAACAUGUGACGUGGUCAAUCCUUUCGUGCACUUUUUUGAGCUGGCAGCUCUGUCUUGGUUACUGAUGGAAGCAAUGUACUACUACUCCACACUCAAGCCGCUGUUCAACGAGAAAAACACUGUACCCAUCGUGUUUUAUUUCGCUGUGGGAUGGGGAGUACCUGUAGCCUUUGCAAGCGCAUGCGCAGACUUCGCCUACCCUCACUUUGGUGUGCCAGGGAGGAGUGAGUUUUGUUGGAUGUCUAUUCGCGGAGGUGAGGCGUGGUUUUUUGGAACACAAGUGUUGAUUCUUCUAGUGUUGAAUCUUGCCGCCCGUGCGUUUAUCGCGAAGGAGAUCGCUUACUGGGAAGAUGAUCCGGAUGACAUCAGAAUCGAACAAGCCAGGGGUCGGAUGAUGACGUCAUUAGUGUUAAUGAUGGUGAUUGUGAUGACGUGGCUUUUUGGUAUCUUGGCUAUGAACAACACGGACAAGAAGAUCUUCCAUUACGUCUUCAUUGUUUUCUACACAUUCCAGGGCUUACUGGUUCUACUUUUUUACUGUGUCCGCAACCAGGAAAUGUGGGACUUCCACAAGGGCAAAAAGGACGAAGAAGAGAGAGAAAAGAAAAAAACUUACGACUUUGUGUACCAUCCAUAAGAGCAAAGAGUGAACUGUCAACACUAGUUGAUUUUGUAAAAACAACUUUUGAUAGUUGACUGCACCGGCUUUGAUUUGUUUCACUAGUUUUUUUUAGUUAACGAACUAAAAAGGACUUACAAAGCAACUGCCUUUUUUCAUUGUAGAUACCGUAAAAAUAGUUCAAGUUCUCAUGACGAUGUAGGAGAAGUUAAGCAAAACAUGUACGGUAAACGGCAAAAAAUUGACCUUCUUGGAUUUGGCUGUUUGUGUACUAAAACAAAAUCAUUUGCAUUAACCGUGAGCAAGACAUUGUUUAUAUUUCCCUGUUGGAUUGAUUGGGGAAUUAAUGGUGAGUGAGCAAUUUCAGAGGUCAUUCUUACCGUUCACCAUUUUCGUAAACGCAACGCUUAAAAUUGCUUGUCCUAUUCACACUUUCACAUAUGUAGUAUAUCUUGAUUUUUAAUAGAUGACUUACCCUAUAGACGAGUAUGAGUUUUCAGAUGAGAAAUUUACAGAGAUGUAGCCUGAAUUCGCAGUUCAAGAUCCAUCAAUGUAUCAAUUCUAGUGCAAUCUGACAAUUAGCAUUACUCUUCUCGUUUCUAUGUAAUUUUACACAAGGUCCCUUUCAGGACGAAAGAUGUCAAUAAACACCGAAUAACAAUC